CUCAGAGAGGAGCGCGUCAGAGCGCACACAUGGAUGUUUCAACACAGACAGAGCAAGAGUGAAAUUCUACCCAAGGUUGGUGUUUAUUAAGAGCUGAAGUUAGUAAGAAUACUCAGAGUGAAAGGUGAAGAUGGGCGGACGCGUGUGGACGGGACUGGUGUCGUGCGUCUUGGUGCUGGCGGCGCUCACUCAUGCAAAAACGGUCAAGUACCAGACCUUCGAGGAGGACGCACCGGGGACAGUGAUCGGAAACUUGGCCAAGGACAUUUCAUCCACUUCCUUCUCCUCCUCCUCGGCGAGCUCGCGGAACAGUUUCCGGAUGAUGAAACAGUUCAACUCCUCUUUCAUCCGUCUGCGGGAGAGUGACGGCCAGCUGAGCAUCGGGGAGCGGAUCGACAGGGAGCGCAUCUGCAAACACACCCUGCAGUGUCUCAUCGCUUUUGACGUGGUCAGCUUCUCCAAAGAGCAGUUCAAACUCAUCCACGUCGAGGUGGAGGUGAAGGACAUCAACGACAACUCGCCAGAGUUCCCCCGCAAAGAGUCGAGCCUGGAGAUCUCGGAGAACACCGCGGUGGGCACCAGGAUCCCGCUGGACUUUGCCGUGGACGACGACGUGGGGGUCAACUACAUCCAGAGCUACCAGAUCUCCGUCAACAGCCACUUCACCAUUGACGUGCUCAGCAGGGCUGACGGGGUUAAAUAUGCGGAGCUGGUGCUGAUGAAGGAGCUGGACCGAGAGACGCAGGCGUCUUACGCACUGGAGCUGGUCGCCAUGGAUGGGGGGAACCCGUCCCGGACCGGAACCACGCGCAUCAACGUCAAGGUGAAAGACUACAACGACAACAGCCCGGUGUUUGACAGGAACAGCUUCUCCGUGGACCUGCCGGAGGACGCACCUGUCGGCACCUUGCUGCUCGACCUGAACGCCGAGGACCCGGAUGAGGGUCUGAACGGUGAGGUGAUCUACGGGUUCGGCCACCAGGUGCCCAAUGAGAUACGCCAACUCUUCCGAGUGGACAGGAAAACCGGCCGCCUCACUUUAGAAAGCCAGAUUGACUUUGAAACUAAAAACACCUACGAGUUUGACGUCCAGGCCACCGACCUGGGUCCGAACCCGAGUCCCGCCAUCUGCAAAGUGGUGGUCCAGGUGCAGGACGUGAAUGAUAACGCGCCUCAGAUCUCCAUCACUCCCAUGACGUCCAUCACAGCGGGGAUCGCCUACAUCACGGAGGCAGCAGCGCGGGAGAGCUUCGUGGCGCUGGUCAGCACCUCGGACAGAGACUCGGGGGCGAACGGCCAGGUCCACUGCACCCUGUACGGCCACGACCACUUCCGGCUGCAGCAGGCGUACGAAGACAGCUUCAUGAUCGUCAGCACCAGCCUCCUGGACCGGGAGAAGAUCCCUGAAUACAAUCUGACGGUGGUGGCGGAGGACCUGGGCUCGCCGCCCUUCAGAACCAUCACGCAGUACACGAUCCGACUCACCGACGAGAACGACAACGCGCCGGUGUUCAGCAAGCCGCUCUAUGAAGUGGCGGUGGUGGAGAACAACGCCCCGGGGGCCUACAUCACGACCGUGGUGGCCCGGGACAUGGACAUGGGCGCGAACGGGAAGGUCACCUAUAAACUGGCGGACACCUACUUCAUGGGCUCCCCGAUUUCCACCUUCGUCUCCCUGGACCCCGCCAGCGGGUCACUUUACGCGCUCAGAAGUUUCAACUAUGAGGUGAUGAAGCAGCUGGAGCUUCGGAUCACAGCCAGUGACGGCGGCUCCCCUCCUCUGUCCGGCAGCGCCAGCGUCUACGUCAGGGUGGUGGAUCAGAACGACAACACCCCCUCCAUCAUCCACCCGCCGCUCAAUAACGGUUCCGCUGAAGUCCUGCUGCCCCGGGACGCGCCCAGCGGCUACGUCAUCACCAGAGUGGAGGCGCGGGACGCGGAUGAGGGCGUGAACUCGGAGCUGACCUUCGCCCUGGCGACCGGGGAGCCCUCGGUGUUCUCGGUGAACAGAGCCACGGGGGAGAUCUACCUGAACCAGGUGCUCAGUCACGAGGUGGACGAGACUCUGAGCGUGACCGUGACGGUGAGCGACGGCGGGAGACCCGCGCUCACGACCACCGCCACUCUCCACUUCCUCAUCAUCGCCGGCGCGCCGCCGAGCGACAGGACCGUGUACCAGCCGGGGCUCGGGGGCGAGGCGCAUGCGCAGUGGGACCUGUCAGUGGUGAUCAUCGUGGUGCUGGCGGGGAGCUGCACCCUCCUGCUGCUCGCCAUCAUCCUCAUCGCCACCACCUGCAACCGCCGGAAGCGCGACAAGAGCGGAGACGACAGCGACUCCUACGGGGAGAAGGGAACCCUGGAGCGGGGAAGGGCGCACCACGUGGCGGACAACCCGCUCCUGCCUCUUCACGCAGCCGGAGGAGAGGCGGGAUUCGAGGGCCACUCCUACAGCAGCCAGCCGGGCGGCUUCAACCCCGCUCACCCGGGAGGCAGCGACAUGUGCUCGGCCUCGGAGGACGGCAGCGAGGUCCCCUGCGUAUACGACUCCGACAGCAACAACAAGUCCCGUGGGAACAAGCACGAGGGUUACUCCACUCUUCCCGGCUAUGGAAACGGCAAGGAGGCAGUGAGGCCCAUCACCAUCUGGAAGGGGAACUCCUACACCACCAUCUCCGCCCGGGACCCCGCCUUCAGUGGCAAAGACAGUGGCAAGGGGGACAGUGACUUCAAUGACAGCGACAGCGAUGUGAGCGGAGACACAGGCUUGAAGAAAGACGGGGCUCUGCUGGUUCCCCCCAUGGCUGCCCAGAAUGCUCUCUGGGCUUGCACCAGUGAAUGUAAGAUCCUGGGCCACUCUGACAGAUGCUGGAGCCCCACAGCAGUCCGAGCCAACGCCGCCCCCUCACCAGCACCGACACUUUCCUCCUUCAGCAGCCACUCCAAGACGGGCUCCCUGCCUCGGAACCCCGACCGCAGGGACUACCAAGCUCACAUCCCAAAGACAGUGGGCCUGCAGAGCGUUUACGAGAAGGUCCUGCACAGAGAGUACGACUACGUCAUGGUCAGCCCCCCCAGACCUGUCCGGGUGCAGGAGAUCAGUGACAUCAGCAUCCCUGUUUUCACCCCCAGCCCCACACGCUGCCCCCCAAAUGACGUCUGAAGCAAGACGCCGCACACUUUUGGACUCUUAAAAAAUGUAAAAUAAACUGCUAAUUUAUCUUUGAUGGACAAUGAAAAAGAAUCUACAGUUUUUUAAUAAUAUUAUUUGUGUAUUUUUUUGUUAUUGUAAAAGUCCUUUCAAUCACUUUGUUGGACAUAAAUUGUACCAUAUGCAAGUUUUGUACAUAGAGAGAUUUUAUUUUUAUAUAUAUAAAAAAAAAUGUAAUAACUAAGGAAAGAUGUGUAAAUGAUUAAUGUAAUUAUUGCUCUCUAAGCAUGCUUCUAUUUAAGAAAAGAUCAGUUUGAGGUUGGUGGAACACGCAGUGGUUUUAAACGCAAUAACGAAGAAUUGUACAGAUUUUUCUAUCAUCACUGUGUCAACUGAAAAAUAAACUUUGAAAU
This is a messenger RNA of Synchiropus splendidus (mandarinfish), 3561 nucleotides long. RefSeq names its product protocadherin-8-like. The record is from RefSeq and is a predicted model, not a curated record. The transcript has 3 exons. Gene Ontology annotation, molecular function: calcium ion binding. Bases 131 to 3160 code for a protein of 1009 amino acids. Gene Ontology annotation, biological process: homophilic cell-cell adhesion. NCBI's taxonomy places the organism in Eukaryota, Metazoa, Chordata, Actinopteri, Syngnathiformes, Callionymidae. Gene Ontology annotation, cellular component: plasma membrane.